AUGUGUGCAGCUUCGGACCGCCAUCCCACGUUCAAGGCGAGCUUCGCCGAGAGAGCCAGCAAUGCCUCCCACCCGCUACUCAACUACUUGUUCCGGCUCAUGGAAUUGAAGAAGUCGAAUCUGUGUCUUAGUGCCGAUGUUACCUCCGCUCGCGAACUUCUCACCCUAGCUGAUCGAAUUGGACCAUCCAUUGUCGUGCUCAAGACGCAUUACGAUCUCGUCGCCGGAUGGGAUUAUCAUCCGCAAACUGGCACCGGUCCUAAGUUAGGUGCUCUUGCGAGGAAGCAUGGUUUCCUUAUCUUCGAGGACAGGAAGUUUGGGGACAUUGGCAGCACGGUCCAGUUACAGUACACCGCUGGAACCGCGCGGAUCAUCGAUUGGGCACAUAUCGUAAACGUCAACAUGAUUCCCGGCAAGGCCGCUGUUACUGCGCUUCAACAAGCAGCCGCCCGGUGGCGUUCCCGUGUCAAUUAUGAAGUGAGGACAUCGGUCUCUGUUGGAACCCCAGUCUCGGACGAGUUUGACGAAAAUGGUAGUGAGGAUGGACAACCUACAACUGCACUGUCGCCGUCAAAAGAUCCCCCACCGUCGUCAAACUUCCGCACUGAUCAUAACGGUAGAAAAGGGAGUAUCGUGUCCAUUACUACCCUCACGCAAUCAUUCGAACCGGUAGACUCGCCGCGCUUUGGUAACUCUAUCGCGGAAGGCGAUGAGCUUGUAUACGCAGGGAUUGAGGAGCCCCCUUGGGAGCGAGGGCUCCUAAUAUUAGCACAGAUGUCUAGCGAGGGAAAUCUAAUGACUAAGGAGUACACGCAGGCCUGUGUUGAAGCCGCGAGAGAACAUAAGGACUUUGUGAUGGGUUUCAUUUCCCAGGAAACCCUUAACAGCGAAAACACGGAUUCCUUCAUCUCUAUGACCCCAGGCUGCCAACUACCUCCUGAAGAAAACGAAGAAGACGGUGGCGUUGCGGGCGAUGGGCUUGGCCAACAAUAUAACACACCCACGAAGCUUGUAGGACAGUGUGGUAGCGAUAUUGUUAUCGUGGGGCGAGGUAUUCUCAAGGCGGCAUCUCCACAAGUGGAAGCUGAACGGUAUCGAAGAAAGGCAUGGAAAGCAUAUCUCGGCCGGAUAGAACAGCGGGCGUGA
This is a messenger RNA of Daldinia childiae, 1146 nucleotides long. RefSeq names its product Orotidine 5'-phosphate decarboxylase. The coding region runs from base 1 to 1146 and encodes 381 amino acids. Lineage: Eukaryota; Fungi; Ascomycota; Sordariomycetes; Xylariales; Hypoxylaceae. The record is from RefSeq and is a predicted model, not a curated record. Gene Ontology annotation, molecular function: orotidine-5'-phosphate decarboxylase activity. Gene Ontology annotation, cellular component: cytosol. The transcript has a single exon. Gene Ontology annotation, biological process: 'de novo' UMP biosynthetic process; 'de novo' pyrimidine nucleobase biosynthetic process.